Messenger RNA from Biomphalaria glabrata, 1597 nucleotides. RefSeq lists its product as uncharacterized. The transcript is spliced from 8 exons. NCBI's taxonomy places the organism in Eukaryota, Metazoa, Mollusca, Gastropoda, Planorbidae. The record is from RefSeq and is a predicted model, not a curated record. The coding region runs from base 109 to 873 and encodes 254 amino acids.
AGACUUCAAUCUAGAUUCUAUACAGUUUCAAAACUCACGGUGCUCCAUAUUCCAUAGUAGACUCUGGAGCGGUUCCACUGAUCCUUGGACCACCAGUUGGCCAGGAAGAUGGAUAUCAAAGGCUGGACACACCCCAAACACAAAUACGUGGCCGGUAUUGGUCUUCUCGUAUGCUCCAUAGUCACAGCUCUAGACAUGUUGAAUGUUUUCUACUUUCCCUGGUUCGUUAACAAGAGAACGAAAGGAGUUUCGGAUGCUGACAAAAGUGGCUACACGUUUUUCUCGAAUUCCGUAGAUUGUUCUAAUGACGUGUGUGAGAGAAAGCAGUCGAUUGCAGAUUGGCAGCAGGUGACAUUUUAUCUUCUGCUAGUAGGUGUAGGAAGUAGCGGCUUGUCGCUUGCUGUACAACUUGUUCUUUUCUGGCCUCUGGUACUCACCGGGCGGGUCUACAAUAUAACUCUAAAACUGUCCAGAUUUUCGGAUUUCUACGGAUCUCCUUUAAAGUUUGCUGCGGCAAUGAUCUAUAUUUCUCACUCCGGAAAAAUCAAUUAUAACUACUCUUGGUCUAAAGGCAAUCCAGCAAUACUUCAGCUCGAGCCGUUCGUCAUUGGUCUCUUGCUAAUGUCCUACAUCCUGCAAGUCCUGGUCUACGUGGCGCUGACCGUUGCAGUGGACGUGGGUCCUCGUGGCGGCCCGACCUAUCUUGACCUCAUUGAAGAAGAACAGAGGGAGUUGAAAGACCUGGAAGUAGAUCAGUCAGUAGCAUCGACACGAACCAGUACAUACGCUCCCGACACUCAUGGUGACCACGCCAGAAUUCUGGACACAGUGAAAUAUAGUUCUGAACAGGAUUCGUAUGGCACUGUGGUUUAGGUAGCCCACUUGUACCUGCAAUCAGAUGAAUGCAUUAGACUUACCUGUGUAAUUACUUUAAAAACAAAAACCAACAGAACGUUUAUUAAAACCGAUGGUUAGAAGCUUGGACUAGCUGUCGUUAGAGCCGUGUUUAGAUAUUAUAGCCUUGCACACUUCUUCGAUCGACCUGUUUACGUUUUAAUUUAUGAUGCUUAUAGAAUAACGUGUUAGAAAUCGUUGCUUGUUCCAUUGAAAGCCCAAGCCAUUAUUGAAUUAAAGGUAACUGUACUAUCAGACGUUUUUCGAGAGAUCUUCCUUUCAUAUUAAGCAGGUGGUUCGACAAGCAACUCCGCGUCAAAAGAGAAGUGUGUGUGUGUUAACCCUUGGCUAAUUAUGAUGCAAAUAUCCAUUUUAUUCUAUUAUUUAUUAUAAAUAGACCUAAUAUUACCUAUCGCAUCCUUCUUGACAUCAAAACAUGCCCUAAAAAAAAAAGGGUAGAAAAAUGUUUUACGUCUGUACAAUGUUCGUCUGCCUGACCAAAAUUUCACAGGUUUAGAGGGAGGGAUGUAGACUCUGGAUCUGGGCGUGCUUUGAAAAUAGGCGAAAAACGACAUAAUGAUAAUUCUAUUAUUUGUCCUUGUUCUGCAUUGUUGGUCACGUGAAUAAGAAAUGCAUGCAUGUUUCUUUUUUUCCUAAAUAAAAAAAAAAAAAGAUCAAAUUAAAACUUUAUUUUGUUACACUG